Messenger RNA from Limulus polyphemus (Atlantic horseshoe crab), 2326 nucleotides. RefSeq names its product phosphatidylinositol N-acetylglucosaminyltransferase subunit A-like (gene PIG-A). Lineage: Eukaryota; Metazoa; Arthropoda; Merostomata; Xiphosura; Limulidae. Gene Ontology annotation, molecular function: phosphatidylinositol N-acetylglucosaminyltransferase activity. Gene Ontology annotation, cellular component: glycosylphosphatidylinositol-N-acetylglucosaminyltransferase (GPI-GnT) complex. Bases 271 to 1656 code for a protein of 461 amino acids. The transcript has 14 exons. Gene Ontology annotation, biological process: GPI anchor biosynthetic process. The record is from RefSeq and is a predicted model, not a curated record.
UGUGAUAGUGAUAGAUAAGAGUUAAGAAUGGAAAAUAUUUGAACUUGAAGUUUGAGUAUGUAGUUUGUAAGUUUAUGUAAAAAUAGAACGUUAUUUGAAUAUUUUGAUCGUUGGAAACUAUAAAUUAUUCUUCAAAUUGUCACUAAACAUCAAGCAUGAGAACUUCUCUAUUUUGAAUGUUAUCCACUAAAUGCACAUAUAAAUAUAUGAUGUUCUGAACUGCUAGUUUCUGAUGUUAUUAACAAAUGAAAAACAUUUUUGAAAAUUGAAAUGUUAUUAGAGAAACAAAAGGAAUAUAAAAGCAGGAAAGUGAUUAAAAAGAAGCAGAUUAGGAGACAUUCUAUAUGCAUGGUAUCUGACUUUUUCUAUCCAAAUAUGGGAGGUGUGGAAAGUCACAUUUACCAGCUGUCUCAAUGUCUGUUGGCUAGAGGACACAAAGUAAUUGUCAUCACACAUGCCUAUGGCAACAGAAAGGGUAUUAGAUACAUGACCUCAGGACUAAAAGUUUACUAUCUUCCACUUUUGGUGAUCUACAACCAAUGCACACUUCCCACAUUAUUUUCGACACUUCCUUUACUACGCAACAUUUUUAUACGAGAGAAAGUCACUGUGGUACACGGUCAUUCUGCUUUUUCUGCUCUAGCCUUGGAGUCUGUAUUUCAUGCCAACACUAUGGGAAUCAAAACUGUGUUCACUGAUCACUCUUUAUUUGGGUUUGCUGAUGCCAGUGCUAUAAUUACCAAUAAACUACUUCAGAUGGCCUUGAUUCUGUGUAAUCAUGUAAUCUGUGUAUCACAUGUUGGAAAAGAGAAUACAGUGUUGAGAGCUAAGGUGAGACCAUCAUUAGUAUCUGUUAUUCCAAAUGCAGUUGACACAACUAUUUUUACCCCUGAUCCAAGCAAGAGAAACCCAGAUAAUGUGACCAUUGUAGUUAUCAGUAGACUUGUUUACCGAAAAGGAGUAGAUCUUCUAGCAGGGGUUAUCCCUAUUUUGUGUAAAGACUAUCCACAAGUUCAUUUCCUCAUAGGAGGAGAAGGACCAAAAAGAAUAGACCUAGAAGAGGUGCGAGAACGCCACCAACUUCAAGAUCGUGUUACAAUGUUAGGUGCUGUUGAUCACAAUAAAGUGAGAGAUGUUUUGGUUUGUGGGGACAUCUUUUUGAAUGCUUCAUUGACAGAAGCUUUCUGUAUGUCUAUAGUUGAAGCUGCAGCAUGUGGUUUGCAGGUUGUAAGUACUAAAGUUGGUGGAGUGCCUGAAGUUUUACCACCAGACCUGGUGUGGUUGACAGAACCUAGCAUAGCUGGUCUCGUGGCAGGUCUUAACCAAGCUUUAGACGAUCGAGAAGCUGGUAAAAUUGUACCACCAUGGGUAGCCCAUCAGCAAAUUAAAGAGGCAUACCAGUGGAAGGAUAUUGCAUCUCGUACUGAAGUAGUGUACAACAGAAUCGUACAAGAUCCCGUGCAUAGUCUUGGUACUAAACUUAGCUGGUAUCGACAAAUUGGUACAGUUGGAGGACUUUUCUUUGCUCUACUUCUUGUUGUGGAACAUUUAUUGUUUUUGUUAUCUCAGUGGUUUAAACCAGAAGAGGAUAUCGACAAAGCUGUAGAUGCUAGAAAGAAGUUACAGUUUCAUAGGUCAGCACAUUUUAAAAGAUGACAUCUCUAAUAGAUAUACAAGAAGAUUUCAAGCUGAGAACCUACUUCAAGAUAACUGUAUUCAUACCACCCUCAAAGGUGUUUAAUCAAGAAGUGACAGAAUAUCUGAAGCGUCAAUCUGACUUCAUGUAUGUGCAUGGAUAUAUAUUUAGUUUUCUUUCUACAUGAGUAUGUAAUAACUUCUAUCAGAAGAGCUGAUAAUUAUUGUGGUCCUGUGUUUGAACCAGAUCAAAUCCAUUGCAAUACCACAAGGUAUCCCCUGUUCUUUAAGCUGUGGGUGUGUUAUAAGAGUAACAGUUAAUCCCUUAGCACAGGUGGUGGGAGAAGUAGGUGCUAUUACCUUCUCUCUGAUCAGCAGCUCAAAAUCAAUGAUGGUGGCUGAUAGCUUUAGUACCUUUGCCAUAAAUACAAAAGACUGUUAAUAAUCAUUUUUCUUUGAGUAAAAGUUUGAUUUACAUUUAAAGUGAGUAACUUAUAAAUGACUACUUUAUAGCCUGUAUAAAGUCCAUUUUGUAAACAUAAGCAAUUUCCACAUCCUCACCUGCAUUUUGUACAAUGUGUAAUUCGAUUUUUUUCUUGUAAGUUUAGCCACUUAUAAAUUUACUCAAAUAUUGAUGUGGUGCAUCUCCAGUCAUAUUUAAUGAUGAUGUAAGACUGAAAAAUAAAGAAAU